Racocetra persica is the source of this 422-nucleotide messenger RNA. NCBI's taxonomy places the organism in Eukaryota, Fungi, Glomeromycota, Glomeromycetes, Diversisporales, Gigasporaceae. The record is from the annotation of a GenBank genome assembly.
UUUCUAAUGGAUCUGAGAGUUCUCUUGUUGAAGCUAUCGCACACUUAAUCGAGGCUUCUUUACGCUGGUUACCACUUGAAUAUGAUGUUAAUGUGCAAGAAUUAGAAGGUGUUAGAGGAAAGUGGAUCAAGAAGAGAGUAUCUUUGAAAUGGAAGCAGUAUGAGGUUGCUUAUGUGAAAAGCAAUAGAUUUAUACUCCAUGGGUUAGUACAAGAAAAGAGUAUAAAGUAUUAUUUGCCUAUUUCCAAAGCAAAAAUCCACUUCUGCGAUAAAUCACUUGAAGAGGUAGAAGGAUUUGUACAUAUUUUAUUAACUUUGCGGAUGCAAAAGGAUAAAUCUAAAGAAUUAUCUGAAGUUGAUUUAUUGAUGACCAGAAUUGCAGAAUUAGAAUAUAUUAUAGAAGAAAAUACUAAACAUGAAGCU